UGCGCUGGUAACCCGGCCAGUCGCAGCCGAGCGUGCGGUGGGUGGACAAAUACCUAGCCCACAAAAUGGAUUUUGAACCGAAUACCACUCGUGAACUAUAGUAAACGUAUAAAAUAAUAACCAAACGAUGUUUCGUGCGCGGUUAUAACACACGCACCAAAAAACAAAUAGUGUAUUUUUUUCAUCGUCAAUGUUUCGCAGAUUAUAAAAUGAUACUGGCCGGAGCGGCGCUCGGGUCGAGGUGAGACGCGAUCCGGUUCGAGUCGACGCGAGCACAACUAGCGAAAAAUGCGCUGGAUAUUUCCCGUGCCAGUUCUGCUCAUGUCCUGGUUCGGAGUGGACCAAGUUAAAGGAAACUCCUGCAUCAGAACCGCAUUAUGGGCACUAAGUCUCAGCCCCCUUAUUCAGGCGGAAUGCCAAACCCGCACAAUCUACUGCUACGAGUGUGACAGCUGGACCGACUACCGCUGCAAGGACCCGUUCAACUACACCGCGUUGCCGCGGGACCAGCCGCCAUUGCAGACUUGCAACGGGUGCUGCGUCAAGAUGGUGCGAUACUCAAAAAGCCCGUACGAAGUCGUCCGUCGCACGUGCACCUCCCAGCUUCAAAUAAACCUGUUCAUGGUGGACCACGUUUGCAUGAUGGAAAGUACGGGGACGGGGCACAUGUGUUUCUGCGAAGAGGAUAUGUGUAACUCCGCGCCUGCAGUCGACACUCCAUUGGCCCUCACUGCAUUAGCGAUUCUAGCAUGUGCAUGUAUAAGGUGAAGUAGACGUGUCACACCCAGUUGGGUCAACCGAAACCCUCGAGUGAACCAAUUGGAUGACCCUAGCUGAUUUACUCUUCGUCCAAUAGUAGCUGUAGCCUAGACUAGAGCUUAUUUGAAAGGAAGCUAGCAAUGGUUUUGAUUAGCUUUUGCUGAUGGAAUAAGCACGUAUCAUCAUCAUUCGAUUUACUAACGAUUUUCCAAAUUUAAAAUAGCGUGUAUAUAAUGCUCAGUAAUAGUGAUGCGACGAUCUCGGAACGGUUAUAUCGACGCUUCACUAACGGUCGUUUUGGCCCGAUUUGCUCAUAGAUGCACUUUAAUAGACGUGUGACACCUUAGAUAGAUAAAGAAAUGGAAUGAACUAGCGAGAACUGCCGUAUGAAUUAGACGGAAAUUAUAAAUCUUAAUUAAAGUAGGUUAGGUGUAAUGUAAUUCGUAUGGCAAUAAGCUACCGCCACUGUGUAAGUCGAGUAAAACGGUUGUGUUUCAUGUUUUGUAAGUAGAAGACAGGAUAGGGUCAUUUGAUUCGACGUGAUUCUAUUUUCUGUCUUUGUCUAUCGGUAGUGAGUGGAUGAAGACAAAAUAUAGUUUAGCAGACUGAAAUGACCAAUAUAAUAGAAGCACUUAGUUACCUGAGAGUUUUAUAAGAGAUACAAAAUAGGUGAUACUGUCCAAUCGUAACCUGCGCGUAGGCAGGCCGGAUCCAUAGGCGCGAGUUGACGUUAGCAAUCAAUUAUAGAUUGAGCCAUAGUUUUGCAGGUAGACGACGCUAUUGAAGGACUGGUUGGGGAUGAUUUGUAGUUUUUUUAUCGUAAAAACUCAAGAAUAUUCAGAUCAUUAUAAUUUAAUUAACACUUUUUUCAUUAUAUCUAGCUUAUUUUGGCAAUUUUCCCAACUUAAAAAUCGCUAAUCGAGCUCAGUGCGUUGUUUUUUUGACAUAAGCAUGUUUUCUUUUGUGUUUGCUGGAAAGUCAAAGAUUUCGAGUGUGGUUUGCUUCAAAGAAUUAGCGUAAGGAACAAACUAAAAGCUAGAUUCGUAUAGUAGAACGCUAUGCGGUUAAGUAAGGUUAACUAUAGAGUAAUUAUUAUACGAAAUUAAACACCAAAUAAAUUUUAAUCGUUAAUGUAUAAUAAUAUUUUAAUUGUUAAGUUUUCUGCUUAGUGUUUUAUAAUGAGAUUGGUUAGCAGAGGGCAAAAUGCAUUGAUAGAGGUACAAAUUUGUGUUAACAGUAAUAUACCUAGGAGUUAAACAGCAACAAAGACUGUUAUGUAUAAUUGGAAUAUAUCUCGGACCCAAAUACAUAAAUAUUUUAUAUGAUAAAUAAAGAAUAAUGGCCAAUUAAAAGUGACCUUGUCGAAAUGCAAAUAUAAUAUAAGAAUAAUAAUUCAAUAGAACGGAAACUAUAUUGAGUGUUAAGCAGCUGUAUUUUAUCGAUACUUUUGUCGACUAAGGCACACUUCACGUCCCUAGUGUAUCUGAAAAAUCCCAAUUGAGGUGUAAUCAUAUUGCCGCAUGGCGUCCACGCGUCAAUAUAAAUAUACCUUUAUCGACAAUAAUUUCUUUCGUGGCUUUGUCGGAUUUAGUUUCGCUAGCACGUGCUGGGUGCAUUAUCAAGAAUGUAGUCGAUAUGUAGUUGAUUGUGGUGCGCCCAGCACAAUUAGGGAUCCUCAAAACGUCACACAACCCCGUAACUGUCUACACGUCCUUCCGAACUCCUAACAGUCUUUGCUGAUUUGUUUUUUAUGAUUAUUUUUAAUUUACUGGCAUGCUGAGAUAUGUAUGCGUGGAUAUAGUUUAAUCCAGGCCUUAUGAGUACUAUAUUAGUCAUUAUAUUGUAAGGUAAAUAAGAGUUCAUCUCCGAUUCGAAGAAGAGGCUAAUUUAUGGCUUUUUGAAUUAAAUUAAAUUAGAUUAUUAAUUAAAACUAUUUUUACAUGCCGUGAGAAAGCAAUAUUUUAAAUAUACAAAUACUUAGUUGGUUUAUUAGCAACUGCUCUAGUGUAUGAAAAUAACAGUGAGAAAACCAGUGAAACUAGUAUAACAAUAGUUAAACCAAAUCGCAUCGAUUAUUAUAGUUAGAUACCGGUAUACAGGGUGGAAACGAUAAGUGAUCUCACUCGAUUAUUUCUAAACUAUACAAGAUAUCGAAAAACUGGUUACUGAUCCUGAAAGUGUUCCACAAGCUCUUUCAAACGGUACCAAUAAUAGGUUACAGAAUAAACUGGAACUAUCCCAAAAUUCAAUGUUUCCAGCUUCCAUACUAAAUGUAUGCCGACGACACAUUAUUAGAAGUGUAAUUAUUUUUUGUUAAUUAAUAAACUUAAAAUGUCGGUUAAAUAAACUCGUAACUUGCAUCUUAUUUAAAAUUAUUAGUGAAAAACAUAAGUUUCAGGCUUUACUUGCUAUAAAAUUAUCAAGAGAUGAGUGCCAUGACUGUGAUAGUACUAAAUGUAUGGAAGACGGAAACAUUGAAUUUUAGGAUAGAUCCAGUUUAUUUUGUAACUUGAUAUUGAUACCGUUGGAUAGAGCUCGUGAAGCACUUUUAGGAUCAGUAACCAGUUUUACGAUAUCUUGUGUAGUUUUUAAAAUUAUGUAACUUUACCAAAUGUAUGGAAGCUGAAAACACUGAAUUUUCGGAUAGUUCCAGUGUAUUCUGAAACCUAUUAUUAGCACCGUUUGAAAGAGCUCGUGAAGCACUGUCAGGAUCAGUAACCAGUUUUUCGAUAUCUUGUAUAGUUUAGAAAUAAUCGGGUGAGAUCACUUAUCGUUUCCACCCUGUAUAUCGAUAAAUAUAUAGACACUUGGUGCAUCACUAGGAUACUGCCAAGAGGUUCAGUGUUGCCAGUGCAUUAAAAUGUAAUCCACAAAGAGUAGAAUAAUGCAUACCACGGUAGUUCCUUUACAAAUCCACAGAGCGUUAUUUAAGCAAUUAUAACUGCAAUAUUUGCCGGCGUUUUACAAGCGGCACCUUAUAAUAAGUAAAGUUAUUUUUGCUUUGAUUUACCUCUGUAUAUAAAUAUAAUAUAAUAAUGAGUGCAAAGCAUAUAAUAGAUAAUUUGGUAUGUAAAUUAAUUAUGGAGAUAUAGAUACAUAUAAUAUCAUAUGAAUAGAAAUAAUCUUCCUAUAAUUGUUAUUAAUUAUUUAGUAAUAUUUACCUGACACUUGCGUGUCACCUUUGAGUAUAACUAUCACCUAAUUUUAUAGAAACACUUGAAAAUUAUAUAAUUAAAUUUUAAGUUAGUAAAUAAACAUUUAAGUGUAAUUUUGUUUCAAAACAAUGUCAAGUGUUUCUAUAAAAGUUGUAGGUCUUUUACCUCUAAAAGUAUCACAAUCAUUGCAUGUGGUAAAGUUAAAAUUUUUAAGGCUAGCAACAAUGUUAUGGUAUAGGCGGUCAGGCAUGCGUCACUGCACUGUAGUGGGGCCACAUCCACCCAGCCGCUACACUUGGAAUGCUACGAACGACCCUAAAAAACUACCAUUUAAAUUAGCUGUCAUAACUUAAAAAACUACGUCCGAAAAAACUACCAAAUCACAAUGUGCUGCCAGUAAAUGUACUAGUGGUAGAAAUGUGUUCAAAUGAUGGCUAUUUUAAAUGAGUAUCGUAUCUAGAAUUUUUAUUCUGAGAGCUGUUAAGACAUAAGUACUACAUUUUUAUCCUAUUCGCUUUAAUUUAAUAUAAUAGUGAUAAAUCUAAAAUUGUAAAUGUAGUGUUGGGACACAUUUUUUACGGUUGUCGAUGUUUCCGAUUAAUUAAAUUAGUGGUUUGAAUUUUUUUCGACGGCAACCGUUUCGAAAUGUGUUCCAACACAUUUAUUUAAAUUAAACUUCUUUCUUCACCUUCUAAUUAUUGCAUAUCACGCAUUUAGAUUGACUAGCUGUUCUGAAAACUAACGUUACAUAGUCAAUUAGAGUUUUAACAUAUCUAUGCAGAAUUGGGCUUAAUUGUUGAUCGGGGGCCAUUUGGCCCCCAUUGGGGUUUGUUCAGCAUGAGUUUAUUUUUUGAUAAUAAUAUAACAAACGUCUUACGGACAAAAUUACUUCGCCUUGGGAAAGCUUUAAAAUACACAGAAAUGUAACAUUUAUGAUUUAAUAUUAUUUUGAGAGUGACAAAGAGAAGUGCCUGAUACAAACGACAAAAUAAAAUGAUAGUGCUGUUACUUGUGUGACAAGGUAAUUAAAUUAUCGGUAAAUUUUAUCGAUAUUGUCCUUACAUUGCAGUUACGAACAUAAGCGCGGUAAUUUUGUCCGUAAGUUAUGGAAAAAUACAAAAAAUAAUAACGAUUGCACUUUUGAUUUUUGGAAACACUAACCGGCUGAAGCUUUGCGGGUAAUAUAAAGGCCAGUUGAGUCUACUGCUCGCCGACCAUCGAUAGGGCCACAGAACAAGCGUUUUAGACGAGAGAAUUAUACUUCAUCAACCAUCUUCAUAUUUUAGCCUUACAAUAAUAAAUUUAAGCUUAUGCUUGGUCAGGAUGUUAAAAUCCAACCAAUCAUAGAUUUAAAUCAAUGCUUAGAUUUCUCAUUUAAUUAAGGUUUCCCUUAUAUUGGGAGGGAAAAGUAUGAAAAUUAAAAUCUUUGAAUACACUCAAUAUUAUGAGCUUUGUAUUCGUCGUUCUCUUACUGGCACUUGAAAGUAUCAGUGUCGAUGGUGAGAAAGGAAAAAUCUGAAGGCUUCCACUGAAAGUAUAGCGGGGGAAUAGCUUUCAAAUAUGAAACUAAGUCUACUUUAGGUCUCAUCGACCUGUAUACAAGCCCAUUUGACUCGCCAAAUUUCGAAAUGUUGGUCAUAAUCACUCUGAUAUCUGUCAACAAGUUAUUGAUUAUUUGUUUAUCAAGUAAAUAAGUUGACAAUACAAAAUCAGAGUUUAAAAGACAGCAAGGUAAGGUGGAAUUCACAUGAAACAUCAGUCACAAAAAGACAUAAAAAUCUCGCACCGAAAAUGCUUAUUCUCUGGCCGUAUUAUAAACAUACUGUGGUCCGUUUUCAUUUUUUUCUCAUGUCAUCUGUUGGUCCGAAAUGAAUGGAAAAACUAUAUUUAAGUUUAUUUCUAAGUAACCAUUCCGUUUGGGACAUUUUAUGUAUAAUUUUUGAUUUUAUUUGGCAAAGUUAUUGUGAAUACUAAAGAAGCGAUAUUGUAAAAUAGAAAAUUUGCCUUUACUACUUAUUUGUCGUCAACCACAAAAUUGCGAAAUUCUCCAAUAGAUUUUGAACUUUAUCUUUUUAGUGUACAAAAUCAUUUGCUAUUUUGUGGUGAAUCAGUCAUUGUUAAAAAUAAUGUUACAAAAUUGUAUUUUUAUCGAUAACUAUUUACUAAAUUGUCGACAGUUGGACAUCUGUAGUGUUCAAAAUUAAAAAAUAUUGUUUAAAAAUAAAUCCAUUGUAAUAAACUUAGUCACAAACUUAACUUUAUAUAAUUGUAUUAAUUGAAAUAGUUUUGUUCUUCAAUCGCAAAUGUUAUCAUAAAGAUUUAUAUAGAUUUUUUCAUCAAAAUUAAAUCAAAAUGUCAUGAACGGAAUGGUGGAAUGUAAACCGAUGGUUUGAAUCUAAACUUUCUAUUUUUUGACAAUAAAAAAGAGCAGUAUUAAUGAACUUUUAAAGUCUAGGCUUCGGUGGCAAUUUAACAAAAAUAUUGUACAAAAAAGUUUUUACGCGUGGGGGAAAGAUAACACUUUACAGGCUCAAAGUUUUACAGUGUAUCUUUUUCUUUCAUACGCUAAAACUAGACUGUGAAUAUUUUAUAAAGAAUUUAUGGUACAGGUUUAUUUCUUUGUUAAUUUUAUAACUUGCAUAAGAAGUAAGAAGACAUUUAAAAAACCCAAAAAUAUUAUGUCAUUUUAACUCAAAUGAUGUCAUGCGAUUCGUCAUUCAAAAACUUUGAAAAAAAAAAUUCGUUUCCUGAUACGUAUCAAGUAUGUAUGGAACCGGUAUCAUUUAGUUAUCUGUAUUUUUAUUGAUAUCAAAAUAGUUUUGUACGUUUUAAUAAGGUACCGGUUCAAGUCAUAGAACCGGUUUAGACAAAUACUGAUUUUUGAAAGGAUUUACCGGUUUUUUGCCACUGGACUCUAGACUGCGCUACUUCCUCCUAGCUUCAAACCUAAGGGAUAAUGCAAUUGUUUCGUCGAUAUUGAAGUGCCAUAAUUAUAGAGAUAUUGUUAUAAA
This is a messenger RNA of Ostrinia nubilalis (European corn borer), 6925 nucleotides long. RefSeq names its product protein quiver (gene qvr). Lineage: Eukaryota; Metazoa; Arthropoda; Insecta; Lepidoptera; Crambidae. The coding region runs from base 289 to 768 and encodes 159 amino acids. Gene Ontology annotation, biological process: regulation of synaptic transmission, cholinergic; sleep; positive regulation of voltage-gated potassium channel activity. The transcript has 6 exons. The record is from RefSeq and is a predicted model, not a curated record.